Molecule: messenger RNA, 267 nt
Organism: Colletotrichum navitas
Lineage: Eukaryota; Fungi; Ascomycota; Sordariomycetes; Glomerellales; Glomerellaceae
Exons: 3
Coding region: 1-267 (88 amino acids)
Source: RefSeq, a predicted model, not a curated record
AUGACAGACCUUCAGCCUGGCAACCGGCAGUUGAUCCCUUCUUGUCUCCAGUACGAUCUUUACCAGGUCGAGCAACAAUUCCGCACACUCUACGACCUUUUCGGUGUCCCGAUCGAUACGUCCCAGGAUGCCAUCAGCAUCGCGUACCUUGCCAAGCUACACGAGGUCAUGCCCGAGAUGCAGCACUGUUGGGAUGCCCUGGCCAAGGAACAAGAGGCUAUGGAGAGAGGCACAGCCGCACAACGACAUUCAGCAGGAGCUUCAUGA